Molecule: messenger RNA, 2727 nt
Organism: Zymoseptoria tritici IPO323
Lineage: Eukaryota; Fungi; Ascomycota; Dothideomycetes; Mycosphaerellales; Mycosphaerellaceae
Exons: 4
Coding region: 1-2727 (908 amino acids)
Biological process (GO): GPI anchor biosynthetic process
Cellular component (GO): endoplasmic reticulum membrane
Source: RefSeq, a predicted model, not a curated record
AUGGCUGUCUCAAGUCGCGUCCGGACCGCAGCUCUGGUGCUCGCGAAUCUCCUCUUACCCAUUGCCGUCCUGGUCUUCGCUAAGGGUUUCUUUCCUUACAAACCUGUUUUGGGUGGAUUGGCGACACUCAGCGAGAAUGCCUCUGCACUCCCCGCGCCAGCUUUUGACCGCGUCAUCUUCAUGGUUGUCGAUGCUCUCCGCAGUGACUUUGUCUACGGCUACGAGUCCGGAUUCGAGUUUACACAGAGCCUCAUCCGCACCGGAGCCGCCAUUCCCUUCACCGCCCACGCCACCCCUCCCACCGUAACCAUGCCCCGCGUCAAAGCCUUAACCACGGGCUCCGUGCCCUCCUUCCUCGACCUGAUCCUCAACUUCGCCGAGUCCGAUACCUCCUCCUCGCUCUCCUCACAAGACACCUGGCUCUCGCAGAUCCGCGAGAAAGGCGGCAAGCUGAUCUUCUACGGCGACGACACAUGGUUGAAACUCUUCCCCUCUGAAGGAUUCUUCGCUCGGCAAGAUGGCACGAGUUCGUUCUUCGUUUCGGACUUCACCGAAGUAGACCUCAAUGUUACGCGACAUGUACCGACCGAAUUGAAAAACGACGACUGGAAUGGGAUGAUCAUGCACUACCUCGGUCUCGACCACAUUGGACAUAAAACCGGCCCUCAAGGACCGAAUAUGCUGCCGAAGCAGAAAGAGAUGGAUGAUAUUGUGAAGCUGAUCUACGAGGCGAUGGAGAAAGAGGCGCAUUUGAAGGAUACAUUGCUCGUCAUGGCGGGUGACCAUGGGAUGAAUGCGGGAGGGAAUCAUGGAGGAAGCGGACCGGGAGAGACGGAGCCGGCGUUGGUGUUCGCAUCGCCGAAGUUGAUGGCUAUGAGGAAGAAGGAGGGAGGGUAUGAAUGUCCGACGACACCGAAAGAGGGCACGGAGUUUCACUAUUACACGAAAGUGGAGCAGAGUGACUUGAUUCCUACGUUGGCCGGACUGAUGGGCCUGCCGAUCAGUAGGAAUAGUCUGGGAGUGAGUAUACCGGAGAUGGAAGGGUUGUGGAGUGAAGAUGAGACGGUGGCGCAUUUGAGAAGCAACGCGGAGCAGGUCGUGCAAAUUGUCGAAGCGACGUAUGGCGAGGAGUCAUUCCGGACGGCAGUCCGCGGAUUCCACACCAAAGACCUGGCAGGGGAGAAAGUCUGCCACGAGCACCCGGAAGGCGAACAGCGACUCGCGUGUCUAUGGGCGUACGCAUCCGUCAUUUCGAGCGAGACGCCCCGUCCAGCAGCAGCCAGAGCAGCACUGAUGGCCUUCCUCCACGAAUCUCAGUCCUCCCUCUCCGGCACCGCAUCUUCCUACAACAUCCCCUUCAUGGCCACGGGCAUGGCUCUCACCACCGUCAUCCUCCUCCUCUCCCUGCUCUCCCUCCCAGCCGCCAUCUUCUCCCGCUCUCCAACAACUCCCGCGACGACGUUCUUUGGACUGACCACCCUCCUCUACACCAUCAUGAUGUUCGCCUCCUCGUACGUCGAAGAAGAACAACAAUUCUGGUACUGGCUUACUCCCGCCUGGAUCCUCCUCCUCAGCAUCUCCGCGCUACCGCGAACGACGAGCGCAUCAUCGAGAACGAAAGUGGCGGCCGCGGCGGUGGCGGUCCUGGCUGUUCACCGCCUCAUGGUGAGAUGGAACCAGACGGGACAGAAACAUUCGGGAGCGGAGGAUAUCGUGCAUACCUACUUCCCUCUCCACCACAAUUUCAUGUGGGUGUUGAUACUCCUCAGCUACGCUGUCACGGGAUGGGGAAUGAUGAGGACCACCUUUGCGGGUCUGUCACCUGCAGAGGUGGAAGCGCUGGUGGCGGUUAUGGCGGUCGUGCCAGCCAUCGUGUUCAAGUUGAAUUUCACGCAGGCGGACGCCCCGGAACUGGUGGGUGAGCUCGCGGAGGGGUUGAGGAGCUGGACAGGGCAGUGGAGUUUGGUGGUGCAGGCGCAGUUUGUGUUUAUUGUGCUGGGAGGGGUGGGGGUGGGGAGUGUGGUGUUGGCGAUAGCGUCUGCGAGGGCGAGGAAGAGUGCGGGAGGAGGAGCAGGAGGAGCAGGAGGUGAUGGACUACCAAGUCUGGCGGAACGGCUGCAUUACCCUCUCACGCUGUUUCUCAUGACGCAGACGCGAGCGCCGAAUGUGCCGCUUUUUCUUGGGAUGGAAGUCCAACGCCGAGCGCUCGGAUACAUCCUCUCCCCUCGACGACCCACCUCCGACAGGCCCGCCGCCUCGCCGCCUACCAGCCGGGUCCUCGAAGUCGCGACAACAACCCUCCUCCUAACUCACACGACCUUCUUCGCCACGGGAGGUUCGAAUUCCAUUUCGUCGAUCGACUUGUCGAGUGCGUAUAAUGGUGUGAGCGACUACAAUGUCGCGGCGGUCGGGGGACUGUUGUUUGUGGGAAAUUGGGCGGGUGGGAUUUGGUGGUGUUCUGCGGCUGUCUUACUCCUCAACGCCGCUGGUCGGAAGAAGCGGGCGGAGGAGGAUGGAUGGCAACUCUACCUCUCCCUCCAAACGACCUUCAUCGCCUGCAGUCUCUUGGGAGUGAUGGCGUCCUGCACGGCGUUGCGGACGCAUUUGUUCAUCUGGACGGUUUUCAGCCCGAAGUUUUUGUAUGCGAUGGCGUGGAGUGGAGGGUGGCAUUUGGGGGUUAAUGUGAUGGUGGGUGGGUUGGCGGGGUGGUUGAGUGGGUGGAGGUGA